AUGAACCCAGCAACACCAGCACGCGCCAGCACACUCCUCUCAAACCUAACAUCGGUGCGCGCCCGAGUGAGCACAGCGGCCCUCCAAUCCCCAAUCCCCAGUAAACCAAUCCGCCUCGUCGCCGUCUCUAAGCUCAAGCCCGCAUCCGACGCAUUGGCACUGCACCAAGCGCCAGGAUCGCAAGUGCACUUCGGCGAGAACUACCUUCAAGAACUACUCGAGAAAUCGCGGCUGCUGCCCGCAAGCAUCAAAUGGCACUUCAUUGGCGGGUUGCAGAGCAACAAGUGCGUGACGCUGGCACGGGACGUGCGCGGACUGUGGGCUGUCGAGAGCGUGGACUCGGAAAAGAAGGCGAAGUUGCUGGAUAAGGGGUGGGGGGAGAGGGGGGCUGAGGUGGCGGCUACGAACCACGACGAGGAUGGGAGGCUACGUAUCUAUGUUCAGGUUAAUACGUCGGGCGAGGAGAAUAAGGCGGGUGUUGAGCCUGCUGCGGCGCCGGCGCUGUGUCGAUAUGUUCGUGAGCAGUGUCCCCGGUUGAAGUUGCAGGGUUUCAUGACUAUUGGGGCUAUUGCGCGGUCCCGGGCGACGACGGUGGAGAAUGAGAAUGAGGAUUUUGUUUGUUUGAGGGAGACGAGGGAUCGGGUUGUUAAGGAGCUUGGGUUGGUUGGGGAUGAGGCUGAAUUGGAGCUUAGUAUGGGUAUGAGCUCGGAUUUUGAGGGGGCAAUUGCUCUUGGUAGUGAUCAGGUUAGGGUUGGAACUACGAUCUUUGGGGAUCGGCCGCCUAAGGCGGAGGCGAAUGUUGUUUGA
Molecule: messenger RNA, 807 nt
Organism: Penicillium roqueforti
Lineage: Eukaryota; Fungi; Ascomycota; Eurotiomycetes; Eurotiales; Aspergillaceae
Product: YggS family pyridoxal phosphate enzyme
Exons: 1
Coding region: 1-807 (268 amino acids)
Cellular component (GO): intracellular anatomical structure
Molecular function (GO): pyridoxal phosphate binding
Source: RefSeq, a predicted model, not a curated record